CAACAAACGCAACCUCGACUGAGAAAAAGAGAACGAAGGAUUCACGGAGAGAGAGAACCAAAGCAUAGCAAUGGCGGCUUCUGUAUCUGCCUGGGCUAAACCGGGAGCAUGGGCGCUUGAUUCUGAAGAGCAAGAAGCCGAGCUCCUUCAAAAGAAAGACAAGGAUGACACUUCCCAAUUUCCUUCUCUUGCUGUCGCCGCUGCCACCAAGCCAAAGAAGAAGAAGGCCCAGGCGAUCCCCUUGGCCGAUUUCACUACUUACGGGGGCCCUAAACCCUCCCAUUCUGAUUCCUUGACGCAUGAAGAUCUCAUGAUGCUGCCAACCGGUCCUCGCCAGCGAACUGCCGAGGAACUUGAGCGUGACCGGGGUCGACUUGGUGGUGGUUUUAGGUCUUAUGGUUCCUAUGACCGCCCCAAUAGGAAUUCUGGCGGGGACGAGUCUUCCAAUUCUCGAUGGGGUUCAUCUAGGGUUUCUGAUGAGCCCAGGAGGAAUGGUUCCUUCGGCCGGGAUUCAAAUCGUGAAAUGACGCCUUCGCGAGCUGACGAAAUAGAUAAUUGGGCUGCUGCGAAGAAAUCGACCGUUGGGAAUGGUUUUGAGAGGAGGGACAGGGAUAGAGGAGGCUUUUCUGAUUCACAAUCGAGAGCUGAUGAAUCGGACAGUUGGGUAUCUAAUAAGAAUUACGUGCCAUCGGAGGGGCGUAGAUUUGGUUCGAAUGGUGGUGGGUUUGAGAGAGAGAGGAAGGUUGGAUUCGGUUCGAAUGGUGGUGGGUUUGAGAGAGAGAGGAAGGUUGGAUUUGGUUCGAGCGGUGGUGCAGAUUCGGAUAAUUGGAACAGGAAGAAAGGGGAAUUUAACGUUGGAGGUGGCAUUGACAGAAUUGAGACACCGAGUGGAAGACCGAGACUUAAUCUACAGCCUCGAUCACUGCCUCUGAGUAGUGAAAGCCAAGAAGGUUCUGGGAAUGUAGCAAAGCCCAAGGGUCCAAACCCAUUCGGAGACGCAAGGCCAAGGGAGGAGGUUUUGGCCGAGAAAGGGCAGGAUUGGAAGAAGAUCGACGAGCAGCUGGACGCAAUGAAGAUUAAGGAGACGGUCGAUAAGAAGGAAGGACUUGGUAGGAGGGGCUUUGGGUCUGGCAAUGCACAUGCCAAUUUGCCAGAAGAAAGAGCUGAAAGGAGUUGGAGGAAGGCAGUAUCUGAUGACAGUCGUCCCACAAGCGCUGGGAAGUCCGAGGAUGGACAUGUUGAAGAGAACUGAAGGGUUGUGAAUUAAUUUUGUCCCUGCGAAAUAGACUUGAAGAAAUUUGGAAAUUGAAGACCGAGCUUCUUUUUUUUUUCCCCCGUGUUAUUUAAUUUGUCAUAACUUUUCGAAACGCUUCUAUUCUGAAUUUCUGAGACACUAUACUGAAACGGUUAUAGACAAUUUUGGUAGGUCUACUUGUAGCCUAGAUACUCUUAGCUGUUAUAUCUUUGUUUAUAGCCGAUUGUGGCGGUAAUUUUCGCCGUUUGAAAAUCUGUAUUAAACAUCGAUUGGGUUGUGAACUUACGAUUUUGGUAUUUAUUUUCAACUCAAUAAUAUGUGUAUGUGCAUAGGACA
This is a messenger RNA of Neltuma alba, 1591 nucleotides long. RefSeq names its product eukaryotic translation initiation factor 4B3. The transcript has 2 exons. Lineage: Eukaryota; Viridiplantae; Streptophyta; Magnoliopsida; Fabales; Fabaceae. Gene Ontology annotation, molecular function: translation initiation factor activity; mRNA binding. The record is from RefSeq and is a predicted model, not a curated record. Bases 71 to 1252 code for a protein of 393 amino acids.